This is a messenger RNA of Bombina bombina (fire-bellied toad), 2656 nucleotides long. RefSeq names its product transmembrane protein 215 (gene TMEM215). The record is from RefSeq and is a predicted model, not a curated record. NCBI's taxonomy places the organism in Eukaryota, Metazoa, Chordata, Amphibia, Anura, Bombinatoridae. The transcript has a single exon. The coding region runs from base 438 to 1109 and encodes 223 amino acids.
CCUCUAUAUUCCCCUCCUCCUUCCCACAUACUUUUGCAUUAAGAGAUGAAUGUCUCAGUUUCAAUUCAAGCACCGCUUCAGCCUACACAGAGUAUCUCUCUCCUGUGGCAUCCUAGGCACAGCAUUAGACUCCCAGCGGACGUUUCUAUAAGGAUCACAUCUGCUUAAGGAGUAAUGUCUUUACAGCUGAAUAAUUUCUUGCAAGAGUUAUGCCUUUAAACUGCUCUCUAAAAGGGUAACAAAAAGUGAUACGGAACUACAGAUUUGUUUUUUUUCCCCUGAAGAUUCAACAAAGGAUAAUAUAUUUCCUAAAAAAAAGAAAAAAGGAUUUAUAGAUUUUUUUUUCUCCUCCAAGUUAUUGUGUUUAUUAUUAAAAAGAAUCACAGGAGAUAUCCAUGCACAUGUAGUUAAAGAAUAUAGUUUCAUGGUGUAAAGAGAUGAGACCAGAUGAUAUCAACCCUCGUACUGGACUGGUGGUGGCUCUUGUGAGUAUCUUUCUUGUGUUUGGUUUCAUGUUUACAGUUUCUGGGUUCAAAGGUGAAAGCUUAGGUGAUAUCCCAUUAAUUGCUAUAGGGCCUGCAAUAUUUCUCCCAGGAGUGGCUGCUAUUUCCCUUGCCAGGAGAACUGAUGGCUGUACUAAGUGGCCAUACAAACCAUGGAUCUGUUGCAAGAAACCCAAAGACAAAGAGGAUGUUGAACUUUUGAAGACCCCAUCAGACAUGGAGUCUGGCAAAGGAAGCUCCAAUGAGCUUGAUAAAAAAGGAGAAACCAAAGGAAAGGAAGAUGACUGUGAACCCAACACAGCCAUCUCUAUAGAGGAAACCAAGUCCCUCAGUGGGAAAAUGGACCAAGAAAAUGGGUUGAGCUACCUGGAUAAGUGCUAUUCCUCCACCGCAUUGCCAGGUGGAGUGGGAAACCAUACCUCCUUCUCCGCUUUUGAUAAGACAUGUUCUUCAGACAGAGUUAUCUACACUGCAACAGAAGAAAAGGUUACUUUUGAUCCUAGAGACAGUGAUUCUGCUGCUCACAGUGAGAGUGGCCCCUAUGACAGUUAUUGCUGCUAUGUAAAAACAACAGAAGUGAACUGGGACCAGGAGACAAUUGUCUAACAAAUUAUACAUGCACAUGUAUGAAAAUGUUUGCACUGCAUGAAUGAUCCGGUCUUUUGCUGAAAACAAAACCUGGUGUCUAUUCUCAUGAGUUAUUUUUUAUUACGGAUUCCCCUUGCAGGCCAGCAUGUCCAAUGUUCAGAGUUAUUUGAUUUUUUUUUUCUUUUGCUUCCGAAUCCAGCCAAUUAUUCUAUUGUUUGAAUACAGUGCCUUGAUAAGAGCAGGACAUCUGAAAAGUGCUGUGAAUGUUACAGAGCAACUCAAAAGAACUCAGGCUUAUUGCAAAGAGCAGGCAGUUGGAAGCUUUGUCUAUUGUUCUUCAAAAGUUACUGCAGCAAUGAUUUCUUUCAUAAAACAUGUAUUACCCAACAUAUUAUGUUACCCUUCCCGAGACAAGUGAUAGCAACUCAUUACGUUUCAUUUUACUUUUCAGUUAUUUAUUUUUUAAUUAAGCAGAAAAGUAAUUAAUUCUAUUCUUCCUUUAACUCUAUGCCAGCCACAUACCAGAAGUAAAUAUACGGUGUGACUGCUAAAGAUUCAUACAUAUAGGUAUAGUUUCUCUUCUCUGAAAAUAGAAAAUGUUUUCAAUAUAUGAAAUUAAUUUUUAUUUUGUAUAUUUUUUACUUGAUAUACCUGUUUUAAAACUUGAUUUUAGUUCUAGUUCAGGUUUUCAAAUAAAGGGAUUCAGUACUGGAUGCAUUCAGUAUAAAUCCUUUUUUUUUUUUCUUACAGGAAUGAGCUUAAUAUCUAUUUUUUAAUGCUAUUUAUAAUCCUAACUUCUUUGUAAACAGCAGACUGUGUUCACCUAAUCAGUAAAAUAUAUUGCCUGCACAAGCCAUUUGACUGUUGGAAUCAUUUAUUUAAAAUACCUGCCUUUUGGAUGUUAAAUUACAAGUGCAAAUGAAAUAUUUCUAUGCCAGAUAAAUCCUAAUUAUGUAGCCUGAUUCAACAAUAACAAAAAAAAUCCUGUAGCUCAGCAAAUUUUCCUCAACCUUUGUAAAUAAACUGCAUGACGACAAUGUGUCUUUUUUAAGAGUAAAUUAUUACAGAAAAAGGUUCUAUGGCCUUAUUAUGUUAAAAAAAACAUGAAUUAAAUGUCUCCAGCUUUGAUAGUUAAAUACCACUGCAAUUAAUUUGUACGUUUAUUAUGCAAAUUGCCUUCAUUUGAUUAUUUGUUAUUUUAGGAGAGUAUAAGCUAAAUACUGAAAAUAAUGUCAAAGUUCUUGUAAAACAUGCCAACAUAUCUUCGUGGAUUUGCAAUUAGUUAUACAAGUUUAAUUAAGAAGAACUGCAUGAUCCUGCACAUGUUAUAUAUGUUGUGUUUCAAUAUAUGGGAAUCACCUUCAAAUAACUUUUUAUUUUGUUACAUAUGACCGACACUACUCCAUGGUUUUAUAGCAAAAGGGAAAUUAUUCGGAGGUGAUCGGUUUUAGUACAAAACAGCUUAAUGAUAGCCUUUACAAUUUAAUUUUGAUAGCAAGUCAGUUACAAUUUAAUGGAAUCCUUUCAAAUAAAAAUAGAUGAGCUAAAAUACUCAAAAACUCGAA